This is a messenger RNA of Emys orbicularis (European pond turtle), 3309 nucleotides long. RefSeq names its product BOC cell adhesion associated, oncogene regulated (gene BOC). The record is from RefSeq and is a predicted model, not a curated record. Gene Ontology annotation, cellular component: axon. Gene Ontology annotation, biological process: axon guidance; cell-cell adhesion. Gene Ontology annotation, molecular function: protein binding. Lineage: Eukaryota; Metazoa; Chordata; Testudines; Emydidae. The transcript has 18 exons. Bases 1 to 3309 code for a protein of 1102 amino acids.
AUGACAAUGACCCCGGGAAGGAAGAGACCAAUGGCUGCCGUCGCCUGCCUGAUCCUAGCAGCUGCUGGCUGCUUUGCUAAUUUGGGUGAAUCUCUUCAGGUCACCGUCCAACCUGCUUCCACCGUCCAAAAGUAUGGUGGCUUGGUGAGCCUUGGGUGUGUGGUAGAGCCCCCGAAAGUCAACGUUACCUGGAGGCUGAAUGGGAAGGAGCUGGUGGGGUCGGAUGUGGCGCUGGGGAUCCACAUUGAGCUGGGGAAGCUCAUCAUCAUGGCUCUCAACAACCACACCGUGGGCCGGUACCAGUGCAUCGCCCGCAUGCCGGAGGGAGUUGUUGCCAGCGUCCCAGCCACAGUGACUUUAGCCAAGAUCAAAGACUUCAAAUUUGAUGGCCAGCAUGUGAUUGAAGUGGAUGAAGGGAACACAGCUGUGAUUGCAUGUGACCUGCCCGAAAGCCACCCCAAAGCCCAGGUGCGCUACAGUGUGAAACAGGAGUGGCUGGAGGCCUCCAGAGACAACUACCUGAUCAUGCCAUCUGGGAACCUUCAGAUAGUCAAUGCCAGCCAGGAGGAUGAAGGAACGUACAAGUGUGCUGCCUACAACCCCGUGACCCAGGAAGUGAAAACCUCCGUCUCCAGUGACAGACUCCGCGUGCGACGCUCCACAGCAGAGGCGGCACGGAUAAUCUAUCCCCCGGAGGCUCAGACCAUCAUCGUCAUCAAAGGUCAAAGCCUCAUCCUGGAAUGUGUGGCUAGCGGGAUCCCGCCUCCCCGGGUCACCUGGGCCAAGAACGGCUCCAGUAUUUCUGGCUACAACAAGACCCGCUUCCUGCUCAGCAACCUGCUGAUCGACGCCACCAGCGAGGAAGACUCCGGCACCUACAGCUGCAUGGCUGAUAAUGGGGUGGGCGAGGCUGGAACCGUGUUCAUAUUCUAUAACGUUCAGGUGUUUGAACCUCCUGAGGUCACCAUGGAGCUGUCCCAGCAGAUCAUCCCCUGGGGUCAGAGUGCAAAGUUCACCUGCGAGGUGCGAGGGAACCCCCAGCCCUCGGUCAUGUGGCUGCGCAAUGCCGUGCCUCUCUCCUCCAACCACCGGUUCCGGCUGUCCCGUAAGGCCCUGCGGGUGAUGAGUGUGGGGCCUGAGGAUGACGGGAUAUAUCAGUGCGUGGCAGAGAAUGAAGUUGGCAGUGCACAAGCCAUGGUGCACCUUAGGACCGCCCAGCCUGGAACAACUAUGAAGCCAUGGCGAGACUCCAGGUCGGGCUCAGCUCAGUCCCCCACGCCACCGUCCAGCGACAAGGCUCUGAAGGAGAAAGCCAUGCUGCAAAGGCCUAAGCCUACUGCGCUGGAAGCAUCUCUCCAGUGCAUGACUAACAGAGGGCAGGUGUCUCCGGCUGAGGCGCCCAUCAUCCUCAGUUCUCCCAGGACGUCCAAGACGGACUGCUACGAGCUGGUGUGGAGACCGCGACACGACGGCAGGGCCCCCAUCCUUUACUACACUGUGAAGCAUCGCAAGCAGAUUAUGAACUCUUCAGCCAACUGGACAGUCAGGGACAUCCCUGCAACUCAGCACCGCCUGACCCUGAGCAGACUGGAUCCUGGGAGCUUGUAUGAGGUGGAGAUGGCAGCUUAUAACUGUGCAGGGGAGGGACAGACGGCCAUGGUGACCUUCAGGACUGGUAAAGGCCGACGACCAAAACCCGACAUUGUCGCCAGUAAAGAGCAGCAGAUCCAAAGGGACGACCCAGGCACUAGCACUCAGAGCAGCAGCCAUCUGGACAACAGCCGCCUCUCCCCUCCCGAGGCACCAGACCGCCCUACCAUCUCCACAGCAUCGGAGACAUCUGUCUAUGUGACCUGGAUCCCCCGCGGGAAUGGAGGGUUCCCCAUCCAGUCUUUCCGAGUGGAGUACAAGAAACUGAAGAAGUUAGGAGACUGGGUGCUGGCCACCAGCGACAUCCCCCCCUCUCGGCUCUCAGUGGAAAUCACAGGCCUGGAGAAAGGCACUUCCUAUAAGUUCCGUGUCCGGGCGCUGAACAUACUGGGGGAGAGCGACCCCAGCGCCGCGUCUAAGCCGUACGUUGUGUCGGGAUACAGUAACCGAGUGUACGAGCGCCCCGUCACCGGGCCUUACAUCACCUUCACCGAUGCCAUCAAUGAGACCACCAUCAUGCUGAAAUGGAUGUACAUCCCAGCCAGUAACAACAACACCCCCAUCCAUGGCUUUUACAUCUACUACCGCCCCACCGACAGCGACAACGACAGUGACUACAAGAAGGACGUGGUGGAAGGGGACCGGUACUGGCACUCCAUCAGCCACCUGCAGCCAGAGACCUCCUACGACAUCAAGAUGCAGUGCUUCAACGAGGGCGGCGAGAGCGAGUUCAGCAAUGUGAUGAUCUGUGAAACCAAAGCUCGGAAGUCUCUUGGGCUGCCUGGGCGCCUUCCGCCCUCAACGGUGCCCCCACAGCAGCAUCCACCGCUCAGUGGUGGGCACAGCGGGCUGGGGACUGGUGCCAUGGUGGCCCGCUCCAGUGAUCUGCCCUACCUGAUUGUAGGGGUAGUGCUGGGCUCUAUCGUCCUCAUCAUUGUGGCCUUCAUCCCCUUCUGUCUGUGGAGAGCCUGGUCCAAGCAGAAACAAACCAUAGACCUGGGCUUCUCUGGAACGGGGCUGCUGGUGUCCUCCUGCCAGUACACCAUGGUGCCCCUGCGAGGGGUCCCCACUCCUCGAGCCAACGGGCAGCCCUAUGCCAACGGGCAGCCCUAUGCCAAUGGUGUGCUGAACGGUGGCUGCCCCUCAGGUGGGACAGGCUACCCAAGCACAAAGUCCCGAGACUACAGUCCGGAUGAAGUUCACCAGGAUGAGACCAACACCUUACUGCAGGGGAGGGUGCUGCAAAAUGGGACUGUCCAAGAACACUAUCCAACCUCCCGGCUCUCUGAUGCUAGACCAGAAGACAGUUCCUUCCUCUAUAGCCUCCCAGAUGACUCCACCAACCAGCUGCUCCAGCCACAUGAUGACUGCUGUCAUCUUCAGGAACAACUUGUUGGCCUACAUCACCCAGUGACAGGAUGCAAGACGGGAGGCCCCAGCCUGGAAGCCCUGCGAGAUCCCACGUUCCACAGAGGUACCCCUUGCUGCCUUGGCCUGGUGCCAGUUGAAGAAGUAGAGAGGCUAGAUUGCUGCCAGCUCAGAGGAGAACGGUGUCCCCAGAACCCAGCCAUCACCUGUUUGGGGCAGGACCCAACGAGGCAUCUGAGCAGCAGCCCUCCACGGCACAUGCCCUUUGAGACUCCUCCUCCUACCAGUUAG